Molecule: messenger RNA, 997 nt
Organism: Bicyclus anynana (squinting bush brown)
Lineage: Eukaryota; Metazoa; Arthropoda; Insecta; Lepidoptera; Nymphalidae
Exons: 5
Coding region: 84-950 (288 amino acids)
Source: RefSeq, a predicted model, not a curated record
UCCUUUACUCUUUUAAUGUAACAUGAGCUCUAUACGACAUUUCAUGUGCUUAAGGGUUUUCAUGUCUAUCCUCUGUUUACAAUAUGCGGUUGCAUUCAUUAUGUUCGUGUAACUUUGUCUUUUUGUGUGGAAUUAUUUUACUAGUAAGAACGGAACAUGGGAAAUGUAAUCCUAUUACAAAUUCCAAUUUGAACGAGCACAUCAGGGAAUUCGCUCCGAAGGAAAAUGAUAUUAAUUCAACAAUAGUAAAAACUCUACAGAAGGAGGAUUCGAAGCGGUAUACCGAUGUAGUUUCAUAUCAUCCAAUACAUUUUAAGGACGUUCCCGAUAACAAACAGUCCAGUUCCAGUUAUGGCCGAGGUCUAAUAAGCAGAGAACAUUCGGGUUUUGCUCUACAUGAUUAUGAGGAAUACCCUCAUAUAAACUACGGUUACGACUACCAUCUCCCUGAAGCUCAUCCCCACGGGUACGAUCAUCACGACUUCAACCAUCAUCACGGAUAUUACGAUGGUCACUAUAAUUUGGGUCACCAUAAACAUUACAGUCACGCAUUGGCAGCCAAAGCAGUUUUGUGGCCCAUUGCUGGUAUUGCUCUCCUAGGCGCCGCUGCAGCGCUGGUUAGCAAUCCGAUUCUUUUGCAACUGGGAGUUGCUUCCGGAAAAAGGCGACGGAGAAACACUGAAGAAAUUACCGGCCCCGAGCUAAGUACGGAAAUUACGGAAUGGAGACCAUUUAUCAAACGGAAUGUCGCCGUAAAAACUGGCACGGACAAGUUGACUAAAACUAAACUUUUCGAUCGGAAAUCUCAAAGAAGCGAAUUUAGUACAAAACAUGUGAUGAAGAGAAAUCCCACAAGUGAAUCACCUUUCCAAGAUUCCGAUAACACGUCAACCGAAAAAUCAGAUGAAAUCAAUUUUGUGCCUUUACCGAUUAAACAUAAAUAUGAUUAAAUUGUAAAUGUACCUACCUAAUGUAUAUAUAUAACACCUUUGAAUAA